This is a messenger RNA of Adineta steineri, 1194 nucleotides long. NCBI's taxonomy places the organism in Eukaryota, Metazoa, Rotifera, Eurotatoria, Adinetida, Adinetidae. The record is from the annotation of a GenBank genome assembly.
AUGUAUCUCUUUCAACAACAACAAUUUAUUAUUAUUAUAUUUAUUGCCUUUGUUCAAGUAUCAUCAGCUUUUUGGUGGUCUCUUAGUUUACCUUCAUUUCAAUUAUGGACAUCAACUCAAAAUGAUCAAGAAACAUUUUGUUCUUCGUUAACAUUUUUAACUCUUCAACAACGUUAUCUUUGUCAAACAAGUCCAAAAAUAUUCUCAAUUAUAAGUCGUUCAUUACGACAAGCUAUUGAAGAAUGUCAAUAUCAAUUUCGUAAUCAACGAUGGAAUUGUUCAAUUUUUAAUCAAUCCGAUAUUUUUGGAAAACUUAUUUUAAGAAAAACACCGGAAACAGCAUUUAUUUAUGCAUUAACAUCUGCUUCAGUUAUGCAUAGUAUUGCAAAAGCUUGUGCAAAAGGUGAAAUAACGGAAUGUGGUUGUGAUAAAAGUCAACCAUCACCAACAUCACCAUUAUCAUCAACAUCAACAUCACCAAUACGAGCACGAACUAUGUUAAAAUAUCAAACAAGUUCAAUACCAUCUAUGAGUAUUUCAUUAUUUCCAUCAUCAUCAUCGCCACCACAAUCACCACAACCCAUGGAUGGUUUUGAAUGGGGUGGUUGUUCAGAUGAUUUAAAAUUUGGUCGAAAUAUUAGUACAUCGUUUAUUGAUGAACAAGAAUCAUUUGUAACUCGACGUCGUAUUGUACGUAUGGUGAAUUUACAUAAUAAUGAAGCUGGUAGACAAGCUGUCGAACGAAAUGUUCAAUUAACAUGUAAAUGUCAUGGUGUUAGCGGGUCAUGUACAUUACGUGUUUGUUGGCGUACAUUACCCGAUUUUCGUCUUAUUGGAUCAGAAUUACGUACGAAAUAUGCAAGUGCAACACAGAUACGACUUAAUCGUCGUUUAGGUUUACUUAAACCUCGUAAAAAUUCAAUGAAAUUAUUUAAUACAACUGAUCUUAUAUAUAUCCAUAAUUCACCAUCAUUUUGUGAGAAAAAUCUUCGUCUAGGUUCAUUAGGUACACAAGGACGUGAAUGUAAUUUAACAAUGAAUGAACCUGGUUCUUGUUCAGUAUUAUGUUGCGAUCGUGGUUAUGAAACAAUUAUAAGUACAAUAGAAGAAGAUUGUGAGUGCCAAUUUCAUUGGUGUUGCGAAGUACGAUGUAAACGUUGUAUUAAAAGAGUUGAAAAACAUUUUUGUAAAUGA